CUUCCUUUUCUACCCAUGUGUUAUUCCCCAUCUUCACAGCAGACAGAAGGCAGAUGCCUCUGUGUCAGGCAGGCAUGAAGGCAGUUGCUGUAACUUUCUGUGUCCUCUGCUUUCAGUUUGAAGCCCUGUAUGGAGUUGACAGCUGCUCAUCAUGUGCAUGCAAAAAUAUAGAUCAGGCCCAUAUCUCUGACGCCGACGUGAUGGUGGAAUUUGAAAAUGGAAACUUCCAUUUCACAUUCCCCAACCCCAAAAAUGUGAGUGAAUUCAGCAUGACCCUCUUCAAAGGGAGUGAAAAGACGAAAAUCUGUGCACUUCAUUUGAGCAAGGAGAAAGUUAUCUCCGAGAGUAAUGUCACCUACUGUCAGACACAGAAUUCAAGUAACAGCACCACUUUCAUUCUUAAAAAUCUGGAAAGAAAACAUAUGGACGUUUACACAUACUGUCUGGAGAUAUUCUUACCCCCUCCUUACAUAGAGUGCUGUCUGAAAGAAACCUACUUGUACCUCCAAGAUAAGGAGGACUGCUUUUCACUCGGGCUUGUGCCAUUGGUUAUUAUCAGCAUGAUCAUUUUUGCCAUUUCCUGUGUCUGCUGUGUUGUGGCCUGUUGCUUAAGGAACAAGAAUCAGAAGUGUGAAUCCAACUCCCAUGAGUACAACAGUGAAUACAUGCCCAUGGCAGCAGUGAACGCAGCUAAAAAACCAAGAAUCUGAGGUAUAAGUUGCUUGUGGCAUGGAAAUUUUGGAAGCAGUUUUCCAGCUGCUUGAACUUGGACAAUGGGAAAUCAGCAUUUCCCCACCUCUCCCAACCUCCCUGAGCUCUAAUGAUGGCCCUGUGCUCAGUCAUGUGACACCCAUAUAGCACUGUUCUGAGCUGUGUUUGCUCUAGCCUUGUUUGUGAACUGGCACCCUGCCUGAUCCACUGACUUACGGACAUGAAAAUAAUAACAAGUUAAAGAUGUCAGCUUUUAGUUGAAGAAAAUGUAAGAUUCCUGUAGUACUGCUACAGAAAGGACUUUUAUUUUGUAGUCUCCUUUAUGAUAAACUUUCCAGUGGAGACAAAAAAAAGACUACCUCCAAAGCCAGCCCUUGUGGUACAGCCAUACUGCCAUGUAUUGCACACACUCUUUUGUUAGGGUUAGUUUAGCAAGGGAACAAAACCUGAGACUACAGCAGAGACUUCUCUGUGACACUCUGCCUCAGCUAUGUGCAUCUGCUUUUUUUGUAUUUGUGCUGUCAAUACACCUUUGCCAUUCACACCUUCCCCUUAUUUAAAGAAAUCCUGAAUGCUUUUACUAACAGGAAUAUAGUA
This is a messenger RNA of Passer montanus (Eurasian tree sparrow), 1308 nucleotides long. RefSeq names its product inducible T-cell costimulator-like. The coding region runs from base 54 to 710 and encodes 218 amino acids. The record is from RefSeq and is a predicted model, not a curated record. The transcript has 6 exons. Gene Ontology annotation, biological process: T cell costimulation; cell-cell adhesion; T cell tolerance induction. Lineage: Eukaryota; Metazoa; Chordata; Aves; Passeriformes; Passeridae.